Cloeon dipterum is the source of this 581-nucleotide messenger RNA. RefSeq lists its product as uncharacterized. Bases 99 to 470 code for a protein of 123 amino acids. The record is from RefSeq and is a predicted model, not a curated record. The transcript has 3 exons. Gene Ontology annotation, molecular function: protein binding. NCBI's taxonomy places the organism in Eukaryota, Metazoa, Arthropoda, Insecta, Ephemeroptera, Baetidae.
UUUGACCUCCGACACGUACAUUUAGUGAGCCGGCGAACCGAGGAGUGGCCGAGGUUUAAAGAGCUUGGCCUGCGCCAUUGCAGGGGUCAGUCAGCACCAUGAAGCUUCUCUCGCUGGUCGUGUUUGCUCUCGUGCUCGUCGCAGCUUUUGCAUCAGGCGAAAGGGACUGCUCGACGAAAUGCCAAUGUAGCAACGUGCCCAACAAAACCGAAUUCUGCGGAAUCCUGGGCAUUAAGAGGCGCACCUUCAGCAGCUCCUGUGAGAUGCUGUGCUACAAUUGUCAAAACAAGAGCAACUACAAGUACCAGAGCUCUGGAAAGUGCCCUGCUGACGCUGCUGCAGGUGCCGCGCAUGGAGCCCAAGGAACGAACUCUCCAAAGACUACAGCAAGGCCCACUAGCACCACUAGCACCAGUAGCACCACUAGCACCACUACUCCGCAGCCCAGCAACCAAAAGCAGAAAAAUUAAAACAAAAUGUAUUGCAAACGGGACCAACUCUUUUUUCUCAUCAAUGGAAUUUGAAAUAACUUCAACUAAUAAAACUGCACCUAUUUUCCUCUCUCUGUUAUUGCAAGCAAA